Messenger RNA from Nematocida parisii ERTm1, 930 nucleotides. RefSeq lists its product as uncharacterized. NCBI's taxonomy places the organism in Eukaryota, Fungi, Microsporidia. Bases 1 to 816 code for a protein of 271 amino acids. The transcript has a single exon. The record is from RefSeq and is a predicted model, not a curated record.
AUGGAUCAAUGUUUAAUAAUAAAACGUAGAAAUGUAUCUGAAAUGUCUUGCCUAGAGCGGAUUAUGAAGACAAUUUCACACGGUAUAAUAAACUUAGGAAACACAUGCACAAAUUGCACUCUUUUAAGUAUCAAUCAGAAAAGAGAAGAGCCUUCCAAAACAGAAGAAAAGCGUGGCUUCAUACACGGACUUUUUAUGCCUAUUUUAAUAUACAUUGCUAUAAUUUUAGGGUUUUUACUCAUAUUUAAUGGUGUAUAUAAAAUUGAAAGAGAGUCAAUUAAGUUUAUAUCCAGCACUGGGGCUAGACAGUCUUUUAUGCUAUCUUGUGUUAGAGGGAUAUUAAGAUUAUGGGUUUUUUUCACCAAAGUUUUACUUCGAGUUUCACUUGUAAUAUUUACUUUAGACAUAUGGAGAAAAGCAAUCUGGUUUACAUGGAGAAAAUCUAACCGCUUUAUAUUAGAUAUUUUAUUGCUUUUUAUAGUAUUAAUUGGAUGUCACUUUAUUGGUUAUUGGAUGUUUAAUAGUUUUAUAUCAGACAUAGCCCUUCUAAAGUUCACUGGUAAUUAUAAAAUUCUAAAUAAUGCAGUUCUAAAUGUCUACCUAUCAUUUGUUUGGGGAUAUAUGUGUAAGAUAUUAUGCAAAAUUUACCUGAAUUCUGCCAAGAAAAUAUCAACGUAUGAUUUUGUUAUUGCUGCAUACAGUGUUACUAUGGUGUUUAUCUAUUUCGUGUACACUAUAAACAACAUCAAUACUAACGUUAUUUCAAAGUAUGCUUCCUCUAAAGUUAUGAUUUCUACGGGAACACAAACUAUGUAAUCAUUAUUAAAUACCUACCCCAUUGGGGGUUUAGGAUUACGGUUAUAUUUAUAUUUCCAGCUUUAUUUUGAGUGAAAGGCAUACCUAAAUGAUAAGAUUUUAAUAAAUGCAUGC